AUGACCGAGCGUGGUCUGAAGGUGGCGAGGUCCGUUGACUCAAAUGGUCGUCUCGAGAACGGUGUCCGCCACCAUGGUUCCGUUCGACAGACUGCCUCUCCACCUUUGCCCACGGCUGACGCCAUCUACCUAUACUCGAUUAGCAACCAGAGCAACACGCUCAAGAACGACCACGAGUUCGGCAUCCUCUACAACAAGACACCAAAGGACAUCGAGGAUGACCUCUACACGAGCCGGCGCCAGUCUGCCGUCAACGCUGGUGAGAAACGUCACAGCGGCCUUUCCCUGGCUUCAUACCCCCAACGAGGCAUACCUACCAGGAGUCAAGCGAGAGGCUCUCGAGUACCAAGUGAAAGCAUUGAUCGCCGCAUGCAAGACACAGAUCAGCAAGACGCCAGCGCUCCAAAUGCCCUCACGCACGAUCAGCGCAUCAUACGGCCUCAGUGCAGCGGUCGCAGUACACUUGAUCGCCGAGACAGAGGUGCCAAUCCAGACAGAGGCAAAAAGACACAUGUCGAUCGAGUCUUCAGGUGUCUCGUGGUGUCGUACGGAGGAGGCAACCACAGGCUUCCGCUGGUGAGUCGAACAUGGUCGCUCGUGCCAGAGGGCCUCUUCCCUGAGCAGAUCGACAUGGACAACAUCGACUUUGCCAUUCUCGAUACAAUCAUCGCUACUUAUUUCGCAAUUACUCAGGGCCACGCAAAGUGGUAUCGCUACUUGGAGAGUGGAGCGGAUUGGCGUACGACGUUUCGGUGGCUGCGCAUCUGGAGAAUAGUCUUUUAG
This is a messenger RNA of Fulvia fulva, 783 nucleotides long. RefSeq lists its product as uncharacterized. The transcript has 4 exons. The record is from RefSeq and is a predicted model, not a curated record. The coding region runs from base 1 to 783 and encodes 260 amino acids. Lineage: Eukaryota; Fungi; Ascomycota; Dothideomycetes; Mycosphaerellales; Mycosphaerellaceae.